Molecule: messenger RNA, 771 nt
Organism: Aureobasidium musti
Lineage: Eukaryota; Fungi; Ascomycota; Dothideomycetes; Dothideales; Saccotheciaceae
Source: the annotation of a GenBank genome assembly
AUGCAACCAUACAACAGCAAAGACGACAAAUCUGUUAUACGCAUACCCAUCCCAGGAUACUCGCUCACCAGCCAGGGUGGUGAAGUCACAGUCUCGUACAUGCCACAGAAAAUGGACCCCACAAGACUUCACAAUGCGAUCGGACUCACGUAUCGAGCCCCCAGCAGCAAGACAACUUCCGUGAAUGGCUCUGUUGUUAACCUGCUCAACCUUCCACCAACACCUCAAGAUUCUCCGAUGGCAGGCAAUUUUCUGGACCUUGUGGUUGAUAGGAACGACUCUCUGACACCUCCUGACUCGCCUAUGGAACCUGAAGUAGACUCGCCUACUCUUCCGCCAGUUGAGAAGACUAUCAGCGUUCUAUACAGUCCCCACGGUGUAGCAUAUGCUGCGGUCGAGCCCUACGCAUCAUCAUUCUUGGCUAGGNNGGAGUCUGCAUUGCCAUUGACUGCUUUGUUUCACUCCAUCAAUACCGAGGAAAACCCUUGGUUCAUGGGUGGUGUUGUAGCAGCAGGAUAUCCUGGAGGCGCCGAAAUCGUUCGAAAGUUGGGAGCUUGCUACUGGAUCAGCGCACAUGAUGAAGUCAAAGAUAACAGAGGUUGGUCUGUAGCAUGGAUCAAGAGUUCAGUGUACUCUGCCGAGGAAGCACAGCAAAAGCUGGACGAGGAAACCAAGAAUAUUGCAUCACACCAGGACAGGAAGCAUGGAAGAGCGAAUUACAAGACACAGAUUGUCAGACUGGAUGUGGGAGAACGGUUACGCAUCGUAUGA